This is a messenger RNA of Etheostoma cragini (Arkansas darter), 1531 nucleotides long. RefSeq names its product chromosome 7 C1orf174 homolog (gene c7h1orf174). The transcript is spliced from 4 exons. The coding region runs from base 218 to 787 and encodes 189 amino acids. Lineage: Eukaryota; Metazoa; Chordata; Actinopteri; Perciformes; Percidae. The record is from RefSeq and is a predicted model, not a curated record.
AAUCAUUACAUUGGCGGAAACGGGCUUCCAUACCAUUGACUCUCUGACCUCAGAUUGAACCUCUCUCAGGAAACGGCGGCUCCAUCUCCAGACUAGCACAGCAGCAAAGGCGGGGACGCCAGAUAUCAUCACAAACAUAGAUGUUUGUAACCAAAGCCAGUUUAUUUAAAGAAUAUCAGGCUCGCUGAAAAAGGAAGAAGCAUUACGCCGACAACUGAUGCACAAGAUGCCUGGUCAACUUGACAACUUGAAGCCCAGAAAGAGGAAGAGCAGCUCCAGAAAGCCACAGGCUUCUACUACAAGGAGGAGAUGUAUGAAAAGUCCAGAGACACAGCCAGCCGCAGAGAGCAGCUCAGUAGUCAGUGGUUACAGCAAAGCAGACGAUCCUCUAGAGACACUCUCCUGCAUCAGCUGUGAAUGCCACCAGUCUGCAGGCAGGAGGAGAUGCUCAGCAUCACCAGAGCUCGAGGGACAGGAGGGCAAAGAAAACGGACUGAGGACGGAGCUGGACAGCUGCGAAGUGAACAGCGUGUGGGACAAACAGGAGUCUGAGGACAUGGAUUGUGAAGAAACCAGCAAAAACAUCUUCCCAGAUGACGACAGUAAUCAGAUUCUUCCUGUGGAGCAGUUCUUUGGAAACUUAGAUGUUGUACAGGACUUCCCUUACAAAUCGUCGGAGAGUUCCGUCCACGUUCAGAAGGAGAACAGGAGACGGCAUUACUACGCACGAGAGGACAGCGAGGAAGAGGAGGCAGGCCUCAGCAUCGUGCAGCGAGAAGACACUUAGUGAAGAGUAACUGCACUGAUAACUGUUGUGAACUCACAGUCGUGCUUGCUGAAGGACAUACAACGAUCUGCGCUUCCGAACGCUCUCUCUAGUACAGCAUGAGUGGCGGUGCUCAUGACUCACUGGUAGGGGUGUAACAAUUACCGGUGUUACGGUAAACCACGGAAAAAAUGUUGACAAUAACAUUACCGUUGUCAUUUAAAAAAUCGUUAUCACGGUGGAUUACCACGGUGUGGAAACCGUGUGUCUCAUCCUUCCCCGCUUCAUACCAUGUCUCCUGAAGUUGCAACGUAAGCGCACUGUGUAGCCUACUGGAAGUUGGAAUCAUGGCGGAAGGAGGAGAUGACAGCUCUCAGGACAUUUAUCAACCCUCUAAGAGGGCUAAGUCUGAAACAUGGGCAUAUUUUGGUUAGUAGAAUGCCGAAGGAGUUGAUUGAAGAUAGUUAUCCUGUCUGCAGAACGUGAAGGAAAAAGUUGCGGCUAAAGGCAUUGCACACACUUUUAAAAAUACCAAAAUAAUACAGAAAACCGUGACAACUUUGGUCACUGUAACCGUGAGGUUACAUUUUCUUACCGUUACAUCCCUUUUCACUGGUAAUGAAGUUGCCCACUGCGAUGUGAGUGAGAGAGGCAUGAACUUGCUGUAGCUAUAUCUGCUGUUAGCCUACUAUCAUUGUAUGAGUAUAUUUGCUUUAAGCCUGCUUCCAUUACCCCGACAUGAGCUGAAGAGAUUCAUCACAACUC